AUGGACGAGUUCGCGCAAACACGUGGGGGGGAUGACCUGUUCGACGAUGAGAUCAUCCCCGUCUCUGCAGAGCAACAACAACAAAUGCAGCUGCAAGAACAACAAGAACAACACUCCCCGCCGGCGGAUGACCACCAGCAGCAGUCCUUUGAAGAGAGUAUCGCGCCCGCAACAGCAUCAACUACUAUCGACAGAGACGUAUCACCGCCUGCGCGGACUGACACUCCGUCGCGGUCACGCGGGGGUGAGCGACGGGGGAGGGGACGGGGAGGCAGAGGGGGCCGGGGUGGGCGGAGGGGGUCGCAGAACUCUGGCCGGAGGGGUGAUCCGAACGUGAGAAAUAAGCACAAUUAUCAUAAUAAUAAGACUACGGCGGAGAGCCCUGUGGAGGGUGGCGAGGACAGCAACAAUCCCGUGGAGGAGGCUACGACGACUACUACUACUAACCCGGCUGCCUCAGGGGCUGCGGCUGCAGAGACAGAACAACCGGCGGGUGAGAAGCCUGCAGCGGAGGGCCCGCGGGUGCCUGCUGUACGUGGAGAUCGAAGUGCUACGGGUGGUAUCAAGAAGCCGAAACUCACGGAAGAGGAGCUCUCGCGUCGUAUUGCGGCUGCGAAGGAAAACGCUGCUAAGGUAGCCGCGGCGCACGCUCGGGCUGAAGCUGACCAAGCCUCAUUCCUUGAGAGGGAGAAGGUUGCGGAGGAGAAGAGACGCCAGGAACGGGUGCAGCGCCGGGUCAUGGAUAACGAGCGGGAACGCAACCGACAGCGGAAGUUGCAAGCCUUUGCGGGCCGGGAGUGGGAUGCUCAGAAGAAGGAGGAGGAUUUCAACCCGCGCGGUGGGCGCGGGGGCCUCCGUCGAGGUAUGCACGGUGGUGUUUCUGGCUAUACGAGACGCGACUUUGAAGGGCAGCCUAGCGACCAGCCGAGUGGUGAGGUGCAUGAGGAGCCCCAUGGUGACAGUCCUCGAGGGGGCCAUCGAGGUCGAGGCCGUGGGGGUCGCGGUGGACGUGGUCGCGGUGGUCAUCGUGGCCCACGGGAGGAUAUUCCCCAGUCGGACGGCGCGGCCGAGAAUCUGCCAGGCCUGGGCGAGUCGAGGUGGGCUCCUGCUCCGGUGCUUGACAAUGAGGCAGACUUCCCUGCGCUCCCUGGCAGUGAGAAGAACGGGAAGGAUACCUCGAAAGAGGCCCCGAAAGAGUGGGUCAAGGAGGAGCAGAAGGACACUCAGAAGGAGGUCCUCAAGGACUCCUCCGAUGAGCCUAAGGAGCCAAAGGAACCUCUCAAUGCUGCAACAACUGCAGUGAACCUGGACCUUCUCAACGUGGACCCUCUUUCACCGAUGGAAGGGACUUCUUGGGCUGAACAAGUCGAGUCGCAGUAA
Messenger RNA from Aspergillus aculeatinus CBS 121060, 1380 nucleotides. RefSeq lists its product as uncharacterized. The record is from RefSeq and is a predicted model, not a curated record. The coding region runs from base 1 to 1380 and encodes 459 amino acids. NCBI's taxonomy places the organism in Eukaryota, Fungi, Ascomycota, Eurotiomycetes, Eurotiales, Aspergillaceae. The transcript is spliced from 2 exons.